UAACAUGAGGCUUGGUUUUCCGUGGUUUUCCGUGGUGCUUUGUGGGCUUGUGGCACUGCCAACACAUUUUAUGCAUUUUAUUACACAAAUUCAACAUGUCUACUCAUAAGAAGAAGACAAGGAAGCUUCGUGGACACGUCAGUCACGGUCAUGGACGUAUUGGCAAACACAGAAAGCAUCCCGGUGGUCGUGGUAAUGCCGGUGGUAUGCACCAUCACAGAAUCAACUUUGACAAGUACCAUCCUGGAUACUUUGGUAAACUUGGUAUGAGAAAUUACCAUUUACGUAAAAACACAAAAUGGUGCCCAGCAUUAAACUUGGACAAAUUGUGGACACUUGUAUCUGAACAAACAAGACUCAAGUACAAAGAUGCCAAAACUGAUAAAGUACCAGUUAUCGAUCUUGUCAAGGCUGGAUAUUACAAACUCUUGGGUAAAGGAAGACUUCCAAAACAACCAGUUAUUGUCAAAGCUAAAUUUUUCAGCAAAGAAGCUGAAGACAAAAUCAAGGCUGUUGGAGGAGCAUGUGUUCUUUCUGCUUAAUUUGCUGAUUCAAAUAAGCAGUCAUCGAUUUUGCAAAUGAUGAUUAGCAGCUCUUGGAUAAAGGACAACUUGGAUCAUGUCUAAGCUAAAUUCAUCAGCACCAAGGCUGAAGACAAACUCAAGUCUUUUAAAAGAGAACAUGCUCUUUCUUCACAACUGUUAACCCAUGAGUUUUUAUAUACCACUUUUAAAAUAUACUCAAUAUAUUUUGUUGAUACUUUUUUUUUCUUUUUUUUUUUUUUUUUUUACAUUUGCAAGAACAUUAUCAACAAAAGCUAGAUGUAUUUUUAUAAUUGAUUAUUAUCAAUAAAGAACAUAAAGUCUGUAUGAAUAUAUGUUGACAACAA
Messenger RNA from Aphidius gifuensis, 889 nucleotides. It is a transcript of the gene RpL27A, whose product is annotated as 60S ribosomal protein L27a-like. The record is from RefSeq and is a predicted model, not a curated record. Bases 96 to 542 code for a protein of 148 amino acids. Gene Ontology annotation, cellular component: ribosome; cytosolic large ribosomal subunit. NCBI's taxonomy places the organism in Eukaryota, Metazoa, Arthropoda, Insecta, Hymenoptera, Braconidae. Gene Ontology annotation, biological process: translation. The transcript has 4 exons. Gene Ontology annotation, molecular function: structural constituent of ribosome.